UAAAUGUUACACAUUAAUCAUCAUCUCUCUCUUCCUCGCCAGAUGAACAAAACCUUUAGCUGUUGAUUUUCGAUUCUUCUUCUUCUCUCUCGAUUUCUCCUCUGAAGAGCUUUUGUAUUUCUUUGGGGGCAUGCGUUUAAGUUUCGAUCUCCGAUAGUUGAUAACGAAGAUCGUGAAUUCUUUACUACUCCACUAGUUGUUUCCGAUUGUGUAUCCGUCAGAUCUGAAGAAGACGACGUCAUGUUUUUGUUCGAUUGGUUCUAUGGAAUCCUGGCCACGUUAGGUUUGUGGCAGAAAGAGGCGAAGAUCUUGUUUCUAGGGCUCGACAAUGCCGGGAAAACUACUUUGCUUCACAUGCUCAAAGACGAGGUUGACGCUGUUGUGUACCUAGUGGAUGCUUACGACAAGGAGAGAUUUGUGGAGUCAAAGAGAGAGCUAGACGCUCUUCUAUCAGAUGAAGCCUUGGCGAAUGUCCCCUUUCUGAUUCUCGGGAACAAGAUUGAUAUUCCUUAUGCAGCCUCUGAAGAUGAGCUGAGGUAUCACUUGGGUCUCACCAAUUUCACAACCGGUAAAGGCAAUGUGAGUCUUGGAGAGUCUGGUGUUCGUCCCCUUGAAGUCUUCAUGUGCAGCAUCGUCCGCAAAAUGGGAUAUGGUGAGGGCUUUAAAUGGCUAUCUUACUACAUCAAGUAAGAAGGAAACCAGACAAAAAGCAUAUUGAUGAUUGCUUCACGGCUUUAUUAUGAAUGUGACUUCUCAUUUUUCCUCUUUUGAAAUGACAUUAAACUCCUCGUCUCUCUAGUUUCAAUAUUAUGUCGACUUCUUGUGUAUUAUACUAUAUAAAAACUCACGUUUAUUUGUUGAAUCAUGAUUAGUAGUAGUUCUUCAUGAUUUCCCCAGCCUAAUCCAAUUGCACUUUUGGUAU
Thlaspi arvense is the source of this 922-nucleotide messenger RNA. The record is from the annotation of a GenBank genome assembly. NCBI's taxonomy places the organism in Eukaryota, Viridiplantae, Streptophyta, Magnoliopsida, Brassicales, Brassicaceae.